UAUCAUUUCUCUUCAAGUUUUUCUGAGAUGUAAAAGGUCAAGGUCUCCAGCUGGUUCUAAACCUCUGCUAAUAGCAUGCUCCUCUCCUGGACCCUUCUCCACCUCACCUCACCCAAGUCUAGCAGGUACCUGGAAACUACUAGCAAGGAUGUCAGAUGUAAACUUAAGAGGUCGGGGUGUGGGAAAUAAAGAUAUGAAAAUGAGGAGAAAGAACUGUUUCAGCUUUAAGACCGGAAUCUCCUAGGUUCCUGCUAGACCAAUCUGCAGCUUUUGCAAACAGCCUUAAUGUCAUCAGCGCCCCACUGCGGAAUUCAAAGCUCAGCUUGUCACGACUGUUAACACCUUCUUUGACCAGUCUCUUUCUGUUUGUUUCUCUUCUGUUCCUUUCUGUCGCCACCGGGAAGGUUCCAGGAGAACAUUGGUUUUUUAGGGAGUCCCCUCACCUAACAAACCGCCCCUUGGCGUGCAGAAGUUGGGGGAAGAUACUCUGGACUAGCCGGCUUACAGGAUGCCGGUGCCGCUGACUACAGCCCUGCGUGUGGUGGGCACCAGUCUGUUUGCCCUGGUGGUACUAGGGGGCAUCCUGGCAGCCUAUGUGACAGGCUACCAGUUUAUCCACACAGAAAAGCACUACCUAUCCUUUGGCCUCUACGGUGCCAUCCUGGGUCUACAUCUGCUAAUCCAGAGCCUGUUUGCCUUCCUGGAGCACCGGCGCAUGCGCAAGGCAGGGCGCCCACUGAAGCUGCACUGCUCUCAGAGGCAGCGUUCGGUAGCACUCUGCAUUGCUGCCUACCAAGAGGACCCUGAGUACUUGCGCAAGUGCCUGCGUUCAGCUCAGCGCAUCGCCUUUCCAAACCUCAAGGUGGUCAUGGUAGUGGAUGGCAAUCGCCAGGAAGAUGCCUACAUGCUAGACAUCUUCCAUGAGGUGCUGGGAGGCACUGAUCAAGCUGGCUUCUUUGUGUGGCGUAGCAAUUUCCAUGAGGCGGGAGAAGGAGAGACAGAGGCCAGCCUGCAGGAAGGCAUGGAGCGUGUACGAGCUGUAGUGUGGACCAGCACCUUCUCAUGUAUCAUGCAGAAAUGGGGAGGCAAGCGUGAAGUCAUGUACACAGCCUUCAAGGCCCUUGGCAACUCAGUGGACUACAUUCAGGUGUGUGACUCUGACACUGUGCUGGACCCAGCUUGCACCAUGGAGAUGCUUCGAGUCUUGGAAGAAGAUCCUCAAGUAGGGGGUGUUGGAGGAGAUGUCCAAAUCCUCAACAAAUAUGAUUCGUGGAUCUCCUUCCUGAGCAGUGUGAGGUACUGGAUGGCCUUCAACGUGGAGCGGGCCUGCCAGUCCUACUUUGGCUGUGUGCAAUGUAUCAGUGGGCCUUUGGGCAUGUACCGAAACAGCCUCCUUCAGCAGUUCCUGGAGGACUGGUACCAUCAGAAGUUCCUAGGCAGCAAGUGCAGCUUUGGCGAUGAUAGGCACCUUACCAACCGAGUCCUGAGUCUUGGGUACCGGACUAAGUAUACAGCACGCUCUAAGUGCCUCACAGAGACCCCCACUAAAUACCUCCGAUGGCUUAACCAGCAGACCCGCUGGAGUAAGUCUUACUUCCGGGAAUGGCUCUAUAAUUCUCUGUGGUUCCAUAAGCACCACCUCUGGAUGACCUAUGAAUCAGUGGUCACAGGCUUCUUCCCAUUCUUCCUCAUUGCCACAGUCAUACAACUUUUCUACCGAGGUCGCAUCUGGAACAUUCUCCUCUUCCUGCUGACGGUGCAGCUGGUUGGCAUUAUCAAGGCUACCUAUGCCUGCUUCCUUCGAGGCAAUGCAGAGAUGAUCUUUAUGUCUCUCUACUCCCUUCUCUAUAUGUCCAGUCUCUUGCCAGCCAAGAUCUUUGCCAUUGCUACCAUCAACAAGUCUGGCUGGGGCACUUCUGGCCGAAAAACCAUUGUAGUGAACUUCAUUGGCCUAAUCCCUGUGUCCAUCUGGGUGGCAGUUCUUCUAGGGGGCCUAGCCUACACAGCUUAUUGCCAGGACCUGUUCAGUGAGACUGAGCUAGCCUUCCUAGUCUCUGGGGCCAUCCUGUAUGGCUGCUACUGGGUGGCCCUCCUCAUGCUUUAUCUGGCCAUUAUUGCCCGGAGGUGUGGGAAAAAGCCAGAGCAGUGCAGCCUGGCUUUUGCUGAGGUGUGAAACCCCUGAGUAAAGUGGGAAAAGUGCAAUGGGUAAGGGAGGGGAGGGGAAUGGAAAGAUAGAGUGGGAGGGAGGAGGGAGUCUUGUGUAUUAGUUUCGUGGCUGAACGGACAAAUCUGAAAUGCAAAGAAUUGUGACUGUGGUGUGGCCUGGGUAGCUCUGCUCUGGAAGCUUGGCACUGAUUUUUCAGGCACAGGGCAGAAGAACUUGUCUGUUUUUAGGCUACUUGUCUGCUUGCCCUUGCACAGGCAAUGAUCUGAAAAAAAGAUUUCACUUCCUUCUGGAAACUACAGAGAACCCAGAAGUGUACUAAACUAAGUGCCAAGUGGCAACUUUAGGUACAGGAGCAAGCAAUGACAGCCUUUAGGAAAGUGUCCUCCUAGCCCAUUGGAACAUGAUGAGGUCUAAGAGAAGUUCCCAUCAAGUCUGGCUAGCUAGUAUCCCCUGUCCCAAACUUCUUCUUAGCCAUCAAUGCAUUAAGAUUGUGCCUGAGAUAACAAGGCUGGGAAGCCAGAUCUUUGGUUAGAAAACAGGGUCUAAGAAAUGGUGCUUUAUGUAAUAUACUCUGCUGCACAUCAAAACAUCCCAGGGAUGAGCCAAGCCACCAGGAUUAAGUACUAAGUUUGGUGGUUGUUUUGUUUUAUUUCUCUGUGUGUGUAUAUUAUAAAGGGGAGUUUGGUCAGAUGUCAUGGGUAUGUAUAAUUCCAGCACUUGGAAGGUAGGUGUAAGAGAUCAGAGGUUCAAGGCCAGGCUGCACAACAUGAGAUAAUGUCUCUGAUCAAGAACAGUUUGACAGGAGGGACAAAGAGAUUGUCCUGGUGCUAAAAAACAAAAACAAAACAAAACAAAACAACAACAACAAAAUGGAGGCCUUGGACUGAAUGUAUUCCAACUGGAAACUGCUCAGACUUUUACGAGGAUUCCAAAAUUGUCAAGAGACCUUGCUGGGCAGAUCAGAUCUACCAGGAAGUUCAAACCCCAAUGUUUUCAGAGAAGUCUUAGUUAUUUUGUCUCAUUCAUACAUGAAUUCCUCUCAAAUUCAGCUCUGAUUUAAUGUUUGGCAUCCUACUUCAUAUUUUAUUUUCAUCCAAGGCACACAAUUCUUAGUUGUUUUCUAGUGGGCGUGAGGAGCAGUCACCUAUUCAUUUUCAUGGGUAAGUUUCUUCCCGUGGCAGAAAACUCUUACAAGACCUACAAUGCUCGUAAGACUGCUCCCUACAUGCAUGGAAAGACUACAACCUCUGAUCAUACUGUUCUUCAUCUUGGAACGGGUCAGAACCUUUGGCAGCUGGUUAGCAUGUGUAACUUUCAGAUAACUGUUCUCGACAAUCAUCCCCAAUGGAAAGCUUCCUGGUGUUGCCCAAAUGAACCCUCAAAUCUUUGAGAUCAUCCAUUCUCCUCAGUGGCUUCUCCAAGGCACUCUAUGGCCAGGUAGUGGAUACUUCCCCAUUUGCUGCUUCAGUCCAGGAACCAAACUAGGAGCUGCAACUGUUCAAACAGCCUUCAGUCCUCUCAUACCCCUCAUAGCUGCUUGAUUUCCCUGCUUCUUUUGGGGAGUGAUAAGAAGUUUUUUUUAUAUUGUUUUAAAAUCAAGACCAGACUUGGCUUUUGGAUCUGAAACCUAGGAUCAUGACUAAGCCUUUGACUUUAGGGGUUGCUUAUACUUUUUCCAAACAUUUGUUCUCAGGAGGGGCCAGCUAACCUCUCAGAACCAACAUUAAGGUGGAGAACAGUGUACACAGGUGCUUCGUACAAAGGAAUGAAGUGCACUUCGAACCACAGAUGGACAAACCCUGGGAUUUCCCUUGCUCACAUGAAGACAAGGGUUUUCCAGGUACAGCCAACAGUUGCCACAGCACACAGACCUCAAAUUUCCAAUAAAAUUGCUGACUGAUGUCAAGCCCAACCAAUGGUGUCUGGGAAGCAACAGCCAUUUGUUAAAGGCGGUUGUUCUGGGCCCUUCUGCUAAGAAGUGAACUAUUUUGUGCACUACAAUGGAGGCAAUCCAGUCAGUCAACUACAGGGCUGACUUUACUAAGGGCAUGUUUCUCUUCAGCUUUUACUUGAAGGUUAGUACAGGACAAUGGACUCUGGAUGAAAACUGGUUGUCCUACGAUCAGCUCCUCUGCCUUGCAUUGUGGUCAACUUUCCUCAGAUUAAAGAUGCAGGUACAGCAGUGAGCUUACAACAUUUGACCUCUACUGGAUUUUCUAAUUUAUUUUAUAAGUUUUUCAGCAGCAAAACUAAACUGGGUCUACAGAUGGAUCCCUGUUUCUUGCAGAGGGAAGAGCCUUUAUACAAUGAGACUCAUUUUGGUUUUUCCUCAUGGACAGUUUCAGCCUCUUUUGUAUUAUUUCUACAAUUUGUAAACAUAUUUAUUUUUUACCUGCUUUUUUAAAUAAGGAGGGAAUUUUAUUUAACAUUAAGGGUUGGGGGGAAUCAGAAGUGAGGUGGCUUUACUUGGUGAUGAUGUUCAUAUCAUGUUCUUGGCGCAGCCACUGAGCACAAUGCAUGGGCCUUUUGCCUCUUAAGCAAAGUCACAUGCAGAGGUGUGCAGCUGGAGCUCCUCUUCAUCAGAUAAGCGCCUGCAUCCAUUGCUCUAUCUUCAUCUUGCCCAAGCCUUUCAUAUCAAAGCAGUCAUGGAUUCUGUUAAACUUCCUAGCCCUUCCAUGCACACAACCUAACAUCAGACUUAUAGCCUCCUUCUCCAUGAAGUCUUAAGGUGAAGCCAGAGCAAUCCUUUUGCUGUCUGUACUUAAUGGUGAUCUUGUUCUCAAUCCUAUACAUGGCUAGAGGUGGUAACACACUGGAGCCAUACUCUACCACAGUAUCCAGCAAUGAGGCUGUGACCAGCCCUCUUUUCACAAGAAGCUCCUUGUCCAGGGAUGGUGGUAGAGGCUGAGAUCUCUCACAGUUGCUUAUUACGCAGGCUACAGCUCAGGUUUCCCUGACUCAAUCUAAGGAUGUGAUCCUUAUUUAACUCAAAUCCAGUUGUUUCUGUUCCUGCAGGUUGCUAGACAAGUCAUAGGUGGGAAUUCCUCAGAGUGCAGCACAACUCUACCAGGACCCCUUCUCAGGAUGAUCCUUCUCCUGCUUCACAAGUCCUACCAUCUUUCUCAAUGCUGCCGUACAUUGCAGUCAUUGCAGGAUACCACAACUAAUGCCCUUCACCCACCCCACCAACAGCUGCUUUUGCAGCUUCAACUCUGCCUUUUCCUUCUGCUCCUCCGAUGGUGGAGCUCCACCUCUGUCAUCCUCCAUGUUCUCUACUACAGCAUUAUCUAGUGAGGAUGCAGUCUGAAGAUACUGGCUCCUCUUUCUCCAGGACCACCUCUCCAUCUGGGUAUUUGGUGCUGACCUUUGCCUAGCAGUAUGGAACCUAAGUAUCCCUUUUGAGUCUAAUGCUCAAGAGGCUACAACUUCAUGGACUUUUUCCCUUUCUGCUUAGUCAACUUAAAGGUCACCAUCUCCUUGAGUGUGAAAUACUUAGAGAUGAGCUGAGGCCUGCUGAACUUGUAGUUGCAGGCUGACCAAGUUCUCUGCCAAUUCUCAUUCAUGAGACCAUUGGUGGUAUCACUCUAGUUCAUAUGAAAGGUGUCUAGCCAGUUCCUCUCCAAUUCCCCAUCUUAUUUAGCUACCAAAGAGUAAAGACUUUGCUGUGUCAAGACUAUUUGCAUGGUGGGGCUAGGCACAAUGCAGGCACUAGGUCUACUUCCACAGUUCCACAUCCACCUUCUCUUGCAACAUUUCUUUGUCCUUACAGGUAAAGAUCAGUCUCUCCUUGGAAUUAAUGGUAUGCUACUCAGUAAGGUCCUGCAAGUCCAAACUCCUCUACCAGCUUAGUCCUCUUCUCUGCCAAGCCUUCUGUCGCUCCUCACCAUCCAAGCUGUGGUGUUCCCAAGGCAGUGAUCAUCCUCCCUCAACUUCUGGCUCAGGAGUGCCUUUCUUGUAGCUCUUCUCUAAAACUCAUGGGAUUGAGACACUGGCUGCUGUAAGCUCCUCUUUCUUUCUUAACACUGACCGUUAAUAGAGUUUCAACCUCAACUUGGCUAGACCUGGUUUUUCAAUGAUGAUUACCAGCAUCUGAACUGGAUGGGCCUCAGUGGUCAUCAUACUUUCUAGCUUCUCCACUGCUCAGAGUACUGUGCAGCACCAUUAGGGACCUGAAUUUCUUAACUUCCCCCCAUCCCCAAUUCAACUCCACCUCUAUUGUUCACUGCAGGUGUCAUUCUGGUGCUGUUUCUUGUACUCCUAAUGUCAUUGUGGCAGUUUGAUGAUGCCCCUGUGCCAGCCAUAACUGGUCCUAGCCACCUUUCUCUCAGAGGAGCUUGAUGACUCCAUAGUUAGUGUUAAAUUGGCCUUAAUGGGCCACCACCAAGCCCUGAUGACACGAAAAUGCAAACAAUUCCGGGUGACAAGGCAGCUGCCAACCUGUUGCUGGCAACAACUAGUGGCUGCUUCUGGCAUUGUCAUUUUCAUUGUCCUUGGAGAUUAGCUUUUUUGUUGUUUUCAGGUCAAGAAUUUUUUUUAUUGCACUUAUAAAAAUAAAAACUUGUACAUAA
Molecule: messenger RNA, 6735 nt
Organism: Cricetulus griseus (Chinese hamster)
Lineage: Eukaryota; Metazoa; Chordata; Mammalia; Rodentia; Cricetidae
Source: RefSeq, a predicted model, not a curated record